Molecule: messenger RNA, 615 nt
Organism: Penicillium crustosum
Lineage: Eukaryota; Fungi; Ascomycota; Eurotiomycetes; Eurotiales; Aspergillaceae
Product: SDR family NAD(P)-dependent oxidoreductase
Exons: 1
Coding region: 1-615 (204 amino acids)
Molecular function (GO): oxidoreductase activity
Source: RefSeq, a predicted model, not a curated record
AUGGAUGUCCCAGAAGCACCUAUAUUUCCCCUUCUUGAAGGCAAGGUCGCCAUCAUCACAGGUGCCGCCCAGGGCAUGGGCAAGGCUACCGCUUCUGUCUUUCUCCGAGCGGGGGCUAAGGUAGUUAUUGCCGAUGUGAAGGCAGAGCAGGGAGCUCAGGUUGCAGAGGAGCUUUCUGCUUUGGGAGAAAUCCGUUUUGUGGAGACUGACAUCUCCAAGUCAGAGGAUGUACAAAACCUCAUUAAGCAGACAGUGAGCGCCUUUGGCAAGUUGGAUGUGGCAAUCAACAACGCAGCCAUGUCUCCUGAUCAGACUCCCCUGAUUGACUUUGAUGAAUCAUAUUGGCGCAGAUUGAUGGAUGUCAGUUUGACUGGUACCGCAAUGUGCUGUAAAUACCAGAUGCAGCAGAUGGAAAAGCAGGGCUCAAAGGGCUCUAUUGUCAACAUUGCUUCAAUCAAUGCCUACUCACCACAACCGAAUAUGCCAGCAUACACUGCGGCUAAGCAUGCCCUGUUGGGCUUGACCAAACAUGCGGCAACUGAAGGUGGCCCUAAGGGUAUUCGGGUUAAUGCUAUUGCCCCUGGAGCGAUAUUUGUAUGUUUUCCUCACCUUUAA